AGAAACUUUAGCGAGUCAGAGCCGCGCACGGGACCGGGAAGGGGACCCAACCGAGGGUCCAGUCGCCAGCCCCCGCACUAAUAGCGGCCACUCCGGCAGCGGCGGCAGCGGCAGUAGUAACAGCAGCAGCAGCGACAGCGGCGACAGCUCGGAGCCAGGAGGCCGCGCCACCUGCGGGCCGGCCGGAGCGGGCAGCCCCAGGCCCCCUCCCCGGGCACCCGCGUUCAUGCAACGCCUGGUGGCCUGGGACCCAGCAUGUCUCCCCCUGCCGCCGCCGCCUGCCUUUAAAUCCAUGGAAGUGGCCAACUUCUACUACGAGGCGGACUGCUUGGCUGCUGCGUACGGUGGCAAGGCGGCCCCCGCGCCCCCCGCGGCCAGGCCCGGGCCGCGCCCCCCCGCCGGCGAGCUGGGGAGUAUCGGCGAGCACGAGCGCGCCAUUGACUUCAGCCCGUACCUGGAGCCGCUGGGCGCGCCGCAGGCCCCAGCGCCGGCCACGGCCACGGACACCUUCGAGGCGGCUCCGCCCGCGCCCGCCUCCGCCCCCGCGCCCGCCUCCUCCGGGCAGCACCACGACUUCCUUUCCGAUCUCUUCUCCGACGAUUACGGGGGCAAGAACUGCAAGAAGGCGGCCGAGUACGGCUACGUGAGCCUGGGGCGUCUGGGGGCCGCCAAGGGGGCGCUGCACCCCAGCUGCUUUGCGCCCCUGCACCCACCGCCCCCGCCUCCGCCGCCCGCCGAGCUCAAGGUGGAGCCGGGCUUCGAGCCCGCGGACUGCAAGCGGAAGGAGGAGGCUGGGGCGCCGGGCGGCGGCGCCGCAGGCAUGGCGGCGGGCUUCCCGUACGCGCUGCGCGCCUACCUCGGCUACCAGGCGGUGCCGAGCGGCAGCAGCGGGAGCCUCUCCACGUCUUCGUCGUCCAGCCCGCCCGGAACGCCAAGCCCCGCCGACGCCAAGGCGCCCCCUCCGGCCUGCUACCCCGGGGCCGCGCCGGCGCCCUCGCAGGUCAAGAGCAAGGCGAAGAAGACCGUGGACAAGCACAGCGACGAGUACAAGAUCCGGCGCGAGCGCAACAACAUCGCCGUGCGCAAGAGCCGCGACAAGGCCAAGAUGCGCAACCUGGAGACACAGCACAAGGUCUUGGAGCUCACGGCCGAGAACGAGCGGCUGCAGAAGAAGGUGGAGCAGCUGUCGCGCGAGCUCAGCACCCUGCGGAACUUGUUCAAGCAGCUGCCCGAGCCCCUGCUUGCCUCCUCCGGCCACUGCUAGCGCGGCCCCCGCGCGCGUCCCCCUGCCGGCCGGCCUCCGCGCUGCCGGGCGCGCCGCAGCCGCCGAGACUCCCGGGAGCGCCCGCGCCCGCGCUCCCGCCCCCGCCCCUGGUGGCGCCGGCAAAACUUUGGCACUGGGGCGCUUGGCAGCGCGGGGACUCGUCGGUAAUUUUAAUAUUUUAUUAUAUAUAUCUGUCUAUAUUUUUGUCCAAACCAACCGCACAUGCACCUGGGGCGCCCGCCUGUGGUGUUAUUUAAAGAAGAAACGUCUAUGUGUACAGAUGAAUGAUAAACUCUCUCCUCUCCUUCUGCCCCCUCUCCCGGCGCCGGCGGGCGGGCCGGUUUCGAAGUUGAUGCAAUCGGUUUAAACAUGGCUGGACGCGUGUGUACACGGGACUGACGCAACCCACGUGUAACUGUCAGCCGGGCCCUGAGUAAUCGCUUAAAGAUGUUCCUACGGGGUUGUUGCUGUUGUUUUUGUUUUUUUGGUCUUUUUUUUUUUUUUUUUGUAUUAUAAAAAAUAAUCUAUUUCUAUGAGAAAAGAGGAGUCUGUAUAUUUUGGGAAUCUUUUCCGUUUUAAGCAUUAAGUAAGAACACUUUUAAUAAACUUUUUUUUUUGAGACUGGUUAAAAAAAAGCCUUUUGGGGGCAGUAGUUGGCUUUUGAUUUUUUUUCCCCUUUAUUUUGGAUUGACUUGAUUUUCGCUUUCUGGUGUGGGGGGUUGUGUUUCUGUGGGGGCUGCUAAUAUUUUUGGCUUUUUCGCGGCGGGGUGGGGGUGUUGCAGCUGGGCUUGCUUUUAGCCGGCUGCCCCCCAAGGUCAGCUUGGAGGUGGGAGUGCUGGUCCUGGGGGUGGAGAGUGCUGGGUCAGGCUUUUGGGGUGACUCAGCACCCCUGGGUGCUGGAGACCGGUGGUUGAGAGGUCCACUUGGGGAGGGGUAGGGACCUCUGGUCCUUAGUGCCAGGCCUGGGUUUUGAGGGAGGCAGAGAUCUAUGAUCCCCCACUAUGGGGGCUAGGCAGGCAGGCCUGUGAUUCCACAGAAAGAGGGGGUGCAGGUCUUGGUCCUGCUUGGCCCAAGUCAGGGGUAGGCUUUUUUGAUCAGUGUAGUGGGGCAGGCUGUUUAAAAACACUUUGUGUUUUUUUUUUUUUAAAACAGGGGCGCUUGAAGAGUCUGUGUUUGCCUGUCCCUGGCCGGGGGAGGGAAGAAGGCCGGCCAGGUAGAGGGAGGUCCUGGGAGGGGGUUCCUGCAGUUUUGUGCCUUUUCCUUGGGGUAGGAGGUUUAUCAGGGGCCCUCUUGGCCCAGAUGUGGAUACUGAGGCCUGGCUUUACCUGCUUGAGAAGGUGGCUGAGUCCAGGUGUGAACCUGGAGUUGCUGCCCCUGACUCCCUGGGACGGAAACAGCCCGUCCCGCCCCUCCUCACUGCCCCCCCCCACCACCAAUUCCCUCCCUGGACUGAAUUCCUGAGUGGACAGGACCUAGAUUGAGGGUGAGCGGAUACACGUUGGGCGUCCCACGGAGCCUGGCACGAGGGAGGUGUUAUAUAAGUCUUUGCUCUUGUUAUUAUUUUUCACUGGGAGGCUCCUGGCAUUUGGCAUCCCAGUCCUCACUGCAGCAGCCGAGCCUGGCCAGUGCUUGCCAGGGACCAGGCUCCGGUAGACCCUUGACCCGCCCCAUCUCAUUGAAACAGCAACCUUUGGGGAGGUGGGUACUAUUAUUAGGCUUGUGUUUAUAGCCAUAGAGCAGCCUUUGACUAUCAGGUCUCUGUGGACAGGAGACUGGUUUAGGGUCCCCUGCCCUGAGGAGUUCAGGAAUGGGGGCAUGGUGGGGGCUCCACCGUGUGGCUUGCCAAGGGUCUGGAGCAACUGCUGAUAUGGUUUCCCUUUGGGGUCUGGGUGUCCUUUAUUGUGGGAGGCAGGGGUGGGGCGGGGGACAGAGGUGGUGACACUCGGCCCCACCAUUACGGAGCUGAGGAUCAGCCUCCCUGAUGUCUCCCAUUUGUGGUGUGAGGCUGUGCCGGACAGUGGUCAGUCACAUGGUCUCAUUUCAGCCGCUGCCACUCUGUAGCCCUGAGCUGGUCUCUUCCCUGUCCCGGGCAGCCCAGCCCCAGGCCCCAGUGGGGUCUGUCAGCGCCAUCGAUAGCACAUUGGCUUUGCUGCCCAUGGUGUGCUAAGGGGCAAAGGCUGGGGGACUGAACCUAGGAAAGGAAGCGGCUUAGUCUCUCUGGGGUGGGGAGGGGUCACAAUUUAGAAUUAAAUCUCCCACCACACAUCAUCAAUCCGUGCUCCCCUUUAUCACUGAGGGUUAGCUGGUGGCUUCUGUCCACCGAUUUUGCAGGGGAGACAAAGGAAGCAAGAAGGGAACACCUGGCUGAGCAGUGACCCCCAGGCCCCUGCUGCCUUGGAGCUAGCGCCGUGCCCAGUUCUACACACGUGGUUGUGCGCGCAUACACGUCUUCCUUUAACCCACAUAAGCACCUCCUGGAAGGUGUUAUUUUCUGAAAGAGGAAAUUGAGGCCCACAGAACUGGGGUUAUAUGCUCUAGGUUCAGCAGGGAUGCAGCUGGUUACAAAGCUCUGUCUGACUCCCUAAUCUCCCAGGAGAGUUUGGGGCCAACAGCCAGGUUUGUAAUCCCGCUCUCUAACUCCAAAUCCUGGGCCCUUCCUGGAGGGCUCUUUGUUCUGCCCCAAGUUCGGGUACCCCGGGUGCCAGAAUUAAGUGACUUGCCCACAGUUUCACGGUUUGGAAGGAACAGAAAGGGAAUUUGAACCUGGGCCCAUCUGACUGUCCCUGAACAGGGCUGGGAAAAAUUAAUCGACAGGUUGAGGGCUUGAAUGGUGGCCUAGGUGGCCUGGUGUGGGGGCACUGGAGACAGAGCUGUGCCCAGAGGAUUUGGGGAGAUGCCACAGAUGGAGUGACUCCCACCCCAUGGGAUGGAUCCCUAGGCUGUGUGGGGGGAAGGGCUUGCAGGGAGGAGAGAUCAGUACAUUAAAAGAUCUGGAAGCAAGAAAGACAGUGGGGUGGGGUGAAGGGUCAUAAGGGGAGCCCAGGAUGCCAGAGAGGGGCCUCAGGGAGUAACAAUAAUAAAAACCCUUUGCUGUAGUUGAUUCUGACUCACAGUGACUCUAUAGGGCAGAAUAGAACUGUCCUGUAGGGUUUCCAAGGCUGUAGUCUUUACCGAAGCAGACUGCCACAUCUUACUCCUGUGGAGUGGCUGGUGGGUUCCAACUGCCAACCUUUCUGUUAGCAGCUUGAGUGCUUAACCACUGUGUCACCAGGGCUCCACAAUAAUAAUAAACCCCUCAUUUCCGUGGAGUCGAUUCCAAUUCAUAUCGACCCUAUAGGACAGGGUAGAACUGCCCCACAGAGUUUCCAAGGAGCGCCUGGUGGAUUCGAACUGCUGACCUUUUAAGUUAGCAGCUGUAGUACUUAACCACUAUGCUACCAGGGUUUCCACAUAGUAAUCAUAAUAGUGGCUGUGAAUUGAGCGAUUACAACAUGCAAGGCACCACUCCAGGCCCUUGGCUCAGAUCCUUCUGUCUGCCUGAGAAGGCCGGUCAUAUUAACUGCAGACCCAUUUAGUGGAUUUGACCACUGAGGCUAGCAAGGGAGAUGGGGCACCCGAUGUUGUCCAGCUGGGGGUGGGGAGCCUAGAACCCCAACCAUUGUUUGCUCAGGACAGGAGAAUUGACAAAACAUGCUUACACCUGGUUAUGUUACAGUCUUCCCUGUGGCCUAAUCUCGAGGGGGACCAUUGAUCCAGAUUUUACAAAGGAAAAAAGUGGGUAUAGGAAAUGGAAGCUGGAACCACCAACAAGUUGGGGCCUUGGGCUGAGGGUGCAUUCAUCAACUGAACCAUCUUAACAGCCUUUUGGAGGCCAAAGCUUUUGUGACUGACAUUUUCCUGCCGAGCAAACUGAGGCUCAGAGAGGGGAGGUGCCCUGUCCUAGGUUGCACAGCCUAGACGUGGCGGAAUUUGGAGUGGGAGAGAGAAGGGAGACCAGAGGAAUGGGGGUGGAAGGGGAGAAGCUUUCUCCUAAAACCUUAAGAAUGUGUUCUCCCUGCAGUCCCACACAGACCUUCCUGAGACUGCGUUUUCCUCAUCAUGAGAUGUUUAUUUGCCCAGUUAUUUUUUCAUUUAUUUCAACAAGCAUUUUCUGAGCACCUACUGUGUGCCAAGCCCUAUACUGGGUGCUGGGGACAAGUGGUGACUGGGAUGGAGAAUGUUCUCUUGUGAAGGUGACAGUUUAUAGGGAGAGACAGACAUGAGUGACAGGUGAAGACAAGGGCUCUGAAGGAAGGAAAGUGGGGCAGGGAGGGGCGAGAGGUCUGGGAAGGCCUCCCUUCAGAGGUGGCGCAGAGCAGAGACCGAGGCUAGGCGGCUAGGCGAGGUGUGAGUGGGGACGAGCCGUGGCUAUUGGCUAUUGAGUGCUCUGUCUGCCUCAGGUGCUGUUGUGUGGGCUUUAUCCGUAUAUUGACCCAGUGACAUUGGUGCUAUUUAUCACCCUCUUCCCCAGAUGGGGAAAC
This is a messenger RNA of Loxodonta africana (African savanna elephant), 5784 nucleotides long. RefSeq names its product CCAAT enhancer binding protein beta (gene CEBPB). Gene Ontology annotation, molecular function: DNA-binding transcription factor activity, RNA polymerase II-specific; RNA polymerase II cis-regulatory region sequence-specific DNA binding. The coding region runs from base 227 to 1264 and encodes 345 amino acids. The transcript has a single exon. Gene Ontology annotation, biological process: regulation of transcription by RNA polymerase II; DNA-templated transcription; regulation of cell differentiation. The record is from RefSeq and is a predicted model, not a curated record. NCBI's taxonomy places the organism in Eukaryota, Metazoa, Chordata, Mammalia, Proboscidea, Elephantidae.